CUAACAACUUCCUCUGAGUUCAGCUACAGCAGAGAAAAGUGGAAAACUACAACACUGCUGCUUCAACCUGCUGACGCUCCACACACUGAAGAGACUAAAUGGCUUCCAGAUCUGAGGAGGAGCUCUGCUGUCCAGUCUGCCAUGACAUCUUUAGAAAUCCUGUUGUUCUGUCAUGCAGCCACAGCUUCUGUAAAGGCUGUCUGAUGAACUGGUGGAGACACAAACAAUCGCGUGAGUGUCCAGUUUGUAAGGCGAUGUCUUCAAGAGCAGAUCCACCUUGUAACCUGGUGUUAAAGAACCUGUGUGAGGCCUUCUUGUUGGAGAGAGAUCAGAGAGCUUCAGAGGCUCUCUGCAGUCUGCACUCUGAGAAACUCAAACUCUUCUGUCUGGACCAUCAGCAGCCAGUGUGUGUCGUUUGUAGAGAUGCAGAAAAACACAGCAACCACAGAUUCAGACCCAUCGAUGAAGCUGCACGACAACACAAGAAGGAACUUCAGGAAACUCUGGAGCCCUUAAAGGAGAAGUUAAAGGUUUGUGAACAAGUUAGAGUGAAGUUUGACCAAAUAACAGAACACAUUAAAGUCCAGGCCCGACACACAGAGAGGCAGAUUAAGGAGCAGUUUAAGAAGCUUCAGCAGUUUCUAGAUGAGGAAGAGGAGGCCAGGAUGGCUGCACUGAGGGAGGAAGAGGAGCAGAAGAGUCAGAUGAUGAAGGAGAAGAUGGAGGCUCUGAGCAGAGAGAUAGCAGCUCUUUCAGACACAGUCAGAGCCACAGAGGAGGAGCUGAGAGCUGAAGACGUCUCAUUCCUGCUCAACUACAAAGCUGCAGUGGAAAGAGUCCAGCAGCGCCCCCUGCUGGAUGAUCCACAGCUGCCCUCAGGAGCUCUGAUAGACCAGGCCAAACACCUGGGCAACCUGACCUUCAACAUCUGGAACAAGAUGAAGGACAUGGUCUCCUACACUCCUUUGAUAAUGGACCCAAACACUGCUCAUCCAAGACUCAUCUUGUCUGAAGAUCUGACCAGUGUGAGACCAGGGGAGAGACAGCAGCUUCCCGACAAUCCAGAGAGGUUUGAUGAAUACUGGUCUGUUCUGGGCUCUGAGGGCUUUAACUCAGGGACUCACAGCUGGGAUGUCGAGGUUGGAGACAGUACAGGGUGGUCACUGGGUGUGUUAGCAGAGUCUGUCCAGAGGAAGGGAGACAUACAGUGUGGAUUAUGGGUAAUAGGGUUUGAUGAAGGUAAAUACUCUGCGCGUUCACUACCAGGUCCACUUUCUGUUCUCAGAGUGCAGACGAAGCCCCAGAGGAUCAGAGUGAAUCUGGACUGGAACAGAGGAAAACUGUCGUUCUCUGAUCCUGAUACUAACACACACAUACACACCUUCACACACACUUUCACUGAGAGGCUGUUUCCAUUUAUAUUCACUGGGGAUGAACUGAAGAUAUCACCACUGAAGGUCUGUGUGACUCCCAACUAAAGUCUCUGAGCUUAGCUGCUCCUCUUGUUGUGUCAUCAUCCAAAAGACAUGUUUAUUUGUUUUUCAGUUUUUAGUUUAAUUUAAUGAUUCUUCACUUUGAUUCAAAUCUCCAUGUUUGGUUUAUUAAGCCUUUUUAUUUGAUACUGUGUCAUUUUGUCUUUUUAUAAUUUUCGUUUGUGUGCGUGGAGACAUGAAGAUCAGGAACCACUUCGAAGAAGAAGCUUAUUGCUCUGUAAUGUGUUCCCAGCUUCCUGUAGCACUAUAAGAUUUAAAUUUAGUUCAGAAACACUACGGUUUACACAGAGUUUCAUCAAAAAUAUUGAUACUAAACAUUCAUCCAUCCAAAUCAUCAGAUUCAUUUACGUGGUUCAAAAUUAACACAUAUCAGACACAUCACAAAACGUGAAGAAGAAGAAGAAGAAGACUAAUACCAAACUAGUACCUAUACCUUAUGUCACUACUUACUGGAACCAGUUUGUCAAUCAUGUGUGCUGGAGAAAAUUGUGUUAAUAAGGUUAAGGAAGUAUCCUUGAGAUUUUUCAGAUUCUACCUCAAGCAUUACAUGAAGAGGUUUGACAAUGACAUUGAAUCUAACUUUACCUUCUGUGAGACUCAUACAAAAACUGCUUUGCAUAUGUUUUGGCAUUGUGUUUAUGUAAAACAAUUUUGAACAUUAUUUCCUAAUCAACUUUAUGUUGCUUUUGGAUAAAUUUAAUAUACACAAAUGUAAAUUUGCAAACACAAAAGAAACACUUAUAAUCUAUGAGAAA
Molecule: messenger RNA, 2248 nt
Organism: Micropterus dolomieu (smallmouth bass)
Lineage: Eukaryota; Metazoa; Chordata; Actinopteri; Centrarchiformes; Centrarchidae
Product: nuclear factor 7, brain-like
Exons: 2
Coding region: 99-1478 (459 amino acids)
Molecular function (GO): zinc ion binding; protein binding
Source: RefSeq, a predicted model, not a curated record